This is a messenger RNA of Vespa velutina, 1139 nucleotides long. RefSeq names its product LITAF domain-containing protein. NCBI's taxonomy places the organism in Eukaryota, Metazoa, Arthropoda, Insecta, Hymenoptera, Vespidae. Gene Ontology annotation, molecular function: zinc ion binding. The transcript is spliced from 4 exons. Bases 146 to 523 code for a protein of 125 amino acids. The record is from RefSeq and is a predicted model, not a curated record.
AGUUCUGAAAAAUAUUAUGAACCAAGAUGGCGCCACUAUCAAUUAUCAUAAAUUGGCGUUCCCUUUUUUUAUGUUUAUUGUAUAAAGUGGCUUAUAAGUUGGACGUAUAUAAAAUAUUUUCGACUAUCGUUUAAUCUAGUGCAAAAUGAACAAAAAUACUCCACCACCACCGUAUGAACCUCCACCAUAUGCACCUCCAUCUUAUAGCCAAACUGUAGGAGGUGUUCCACCUGCUAGUCCAUUUACAUCUGCUGACAUUUAUGCACAAGGACCAACUAUUGUAACUACUAUUGUACCUAUGGGACCAGGACCGACUCAUACAAUUUGUCCACAUUGUCAAGCCGAAAUAGAGUCUACAACCAAAACAGAACCUGGCAUGAUCGCUUAUAUUUCUGGAGUUGUAAUAGCUUUACUUGGUUGUUGGUUUGGUUGCUGUUUAAUUCCUUGUUGUAUUGAUGAAUGUAUGGAUGUACAUCAUACCUGUCCAAAUUGCAAAGCUUAUCUCGGGCGUUAUCGAAGAUGAAUCAGAAACAAAGACUUGAAAUUUUUACUUGGAAUUUCAAUGUAUAAUAUUAUUUAUGAUGUUAUCUAAUAUGAAAUCUCAUUAAUUUUAUCUUCUUAUUUUACGUGUAUAUUUGUGUGUAUAAUCACCAGUAUCUGAAAGAUAAAGUGUAAAUAAUAUUAAGCUUUUUUCCAAGGUACAGCAAAAUCUUUAACAAUUACAGGAAUGAAAUGUUUUCUUUUCUAUUAAUUCUAUUUAUUACCAGUUAAAAAUAUUUCACAUGGAAUUAUAUAAAAAGAAAACAUUGCAUAUUUAUAUAAAAGAAAAAAAGUUAAAAUCUAUUUUGAUGAAUUUUAUUGAAAUAUAUUAUUUUUUUUUAUAAACUGUUUGUUUAUCAUUACGAGCACUUAUAUUUAAUGCUCACUUAAUAAAUUACAAUAUAGGCUACUUUCAAAUAAAGCAUUUGCGAAAACAAGCGCUCUAUUUUGACAAUUUAGCCUUUAAUUUUUUAUAAUAAUAUUUAAAAGAUUAUGAUACUGAAUCAAAUUUUAAUACUAAUAUAUUAGUAUUAAAGAAACUUGUAUAAUAACAGAUAUAUGUAUUAUAACAUUAUUUUUAAUAUACACGAUGUAUGAAA